AUGUUGCAACAUCCCUUGCGAGACUCUGCGCGGCCGCUCACGGGCGGUCGUCGCAAAUCCGCCGAGGCGGAUCUCGACAUCGUUAGUCUCGAACCCGCUCUAUUUAUACCACCCUGUGCAAACAAACCUGCCGUCUUCCGAGGAAGCUGCAUUGUGAAUGUGCACGAGAAACUCCCCGUCAAGAGGUUGACAGUAAACCUCCGCGGUGUCUCCCAUGUGAAAUGGUCUUAUGGCCGUAACGAAAUGAGAACGUUUACGGAUUGCAAGAUGGUGCUGCUUGGUCCCGAGACCAAGAUGCAGGACAACGCAUGCGGCAUUGAAUCGUCCGACUGCGACCUCAACGGUUGCCAUGCAGGCCAAGAGCACGGUCGACUUUGGAACCCCUUCCAGAAGAAAUUCCAUCCGAGCGGCGCCCGCAAAAUGGGCUCCAAGCACCAGGUCCUGUCGCCUGGAAUUCAUGAAUAUGGAUUUGAGAUGGUUCUGCCGCCUCAACUACCGGAGUCGAUCUGCGUGCGCGGGAGCAACGUGCAGUACAAUGUGGAAGCAUGCAUCGAGCGACCGGGGCGUUUAAGCCACCCCAUCACACAGAACAUGCCGAUAGUGGCUGUUCACUGCCCGGAAGACGAUUUCUUGGAGGAUGCCGAGCCAGUCUACAUCUCCCGGAAUUGGCGACACUUGCUGCAUUGUGAGGUUACCUUGUCUAGAAGAGGCGCUGCUCUUGGCGAUCAACUGCCCGUGGUUGUCUCUCUCGAGGAGCUGGGCAAUGCGAAACUGCAGGGAUUGAAGAUCUUUCUCUCGGAGAACACGCAGUACCUCCAACGGAACGGGUUGCAAUCCUGCUUGGGCCCGUUCAAGCGGGUUCUUCUACACGACGCGACAAGUGACUCUCUGUCCACGUCGUCGCCUCAGCCUGAAGCUCAGGAUGAUUCUACCGGAUCGAGCGACGAUAGCACAUCGUCAGAGGAGGAUUGGAGCUCGGAUGCGACCGAGAAGCCGGGUGUUGCCGACGAGAGGAAAUUGGAGAUCAAUCUGUCCCUUCCCAAGGCCAUCGCGUUGACGCACGCCGAAUCCGACGGCAAGCUCAACAUGCACUUUGACACCAAAUACCAAAAUGUGCAAGUCAGUCACUGGCUCGAGUUCGAGUUUACUUUGUCGCGACAUGGCUCGACCGGUUCGAGCGACGUCCUGAAGACGGCUCGGGCUCCGUUCGUCCUUCGGUCGUGCUACGCUCACCCGGCCAAUGCGUCGCUGCCGUCCUACGAUUCUGAGUCUGACGGCCCGACCUACAUGACUGUCUCGGCUGCAGAACUGGGCGCCGUGUAA
This is a messenger RNA of Aspergillus steynii IBT 23096, 1323 nucleotides long. RefSeq lists its product as uncharacterized. Bases 1 to 1323 code for a protein of 440 amino acids. Gene Ontology annotation, biological process: ubiquitin-dependent endocytosis. The record is from RefSeq and is a predicted model, not a curated record. The transcript is spliced from 3 exons. Lineage: Eukaryota; Fungi; Ascomycota; Eurotiomycetes; Eurotiales; Aspergillaceae. Gene Ontology annotation, molecular function: ubiquitin protein ligase binding; protein-macromolecule adaptor activity. Gene Ontology annotation, cellular component: cytosol; cytoplasm.